Molecule: messenger RNA, 1492 nt
Organism: Phycodurus eques (leafy seadragon)
Lineage: Eukaryota; Metazoa; Chordata; Actinopteri; Syngnathiformes; Syngnathidae
Gene: golga7ba
Product: golgin A7 family, member Ba
Exons: 5
Coding region: 47-523 (158 amino acids)
Biological process (GO): peptidyl-L-cysteine S-palmitoylation; protein targeting to membrane
Cellular component (GO): palmitoyltransferase complex
Source: RefSeq, a predicted model, not a curated record
CUGUCCCGUGUCAAUCAUCAGCGCACGCGGGGACUCGGACAGCAACAUGGCGACUGAGUUCCACAACCUGCAGGAGUUGAGGCACAGUGCAUCCCUGGCCAAUAAAGUCUUCAUCCAGAGAGACUACAAUGAGGGAACCACCUGCAAGUUCCAGACAAAGUACCCCUCUGAGCUGGAGAGCAGGAUCGAGCGAACUCUAUUUGAGGACACUGUGAAGACCCUCAAUAACUACUAUGCGGAAGCAGAAAAGAUUGGAGGCCAGUCUUACCUGGAAGGCUGUCUGGCGUGUGUUACAGCAUAUCUUAUCUUCCUCUGCAUGGAGACACGCUACGAGAAGGUGUUGAAGAAGAUUGCCAAGUACAUUCAGGAGCAGAAUGAAAAGAUCUAUGCUCCCAGGGGGCUGCUCAUUACUGAUCCCGUAGAGAGGGGAAUGCGCGUUAUAGAGAUUUCCAUCUAUGAAGACAGGGGUUCCAGCGGCUGCAGCUCGGGGAGCAGCUCUGUGUCCAGCAGCACAGCUCGAUGACUGGGUACUCCUGACAAGACAACGUCCCCCUGAUCACUCAGAACCCUAGAGAACAACUUCGGACAUUUGAACCGCUCUGACGCGUCUUCACGGCUCUCAUAAAAAGUUACCUAAGAAAGACCUGUUAGUCCUCAGCUGUAUUACAUUAUUUAUCAGGCAUUGUGAACACGUAAAAUAUGCACUUCAGUAAUUUGUUGCAAUGCACCUGACGAACAAAAACAUUUUGCUGGCAAUUCUUGGUGUGAUUGCACCAUUAGUUUCCUAUAUUUUUUAAGUGAUGUGUUAUCUGGUAGGUGGGAUGCAUUCGAGUGGAUGUAUUCAAACCACAAUCCUUGUACCUCAACCAAAUUGAACCUACCAGGAAGUAGGGCUACACUCAUUAUAACUAACCAGGCACACUAACACUAGCUUUGAAAUAGUUGACAUGUAGCUUUGACAUUGUCAAAUGAUAUAGGUGUUAGUAGAAAUAUUACAAGGGCAUGAGUCACCGACCUUAGUCCAGAUCUCGACACUAUAGAUCAAAAUCAAGUCCAGAUCAAGACACCAUAUCAUAUUGUUUCGUAGCAGGUGAAUGUGAUUCAUCCAUGUAUACGUAAUGUAGCACGUCUUCCUUUUUCCACACACAAAGCGUAUAUUUUACUAAAUUCACAGACGUUUAAAACAUUUUUUUUUCUGUUCGAGAUCAACUCUUCCAAAAUUGGAUUUAUGCAAGGACGUAGCAAAGAUGAGCAUGUUAGACAAAGUACUAGUCAAAUCGUCUUCCUGAAUCUUCACUGUCAUGUAUUGAAUUACACAUGCAGAAGGCAUAAUAGUUAUCGGACCAAACCUCCAAAGACAAAUAUUUGCCAAAAAGAGGUUCAUUAAUGUGAAUGUCUAAUUUUGUGCAAGCACAAACUUUGGUGCAGCUUUUUGUUUGUUACACAUGGUGAUGAAGUGUUACGACUGCUGUCCAAUAAAAUAAUAAUUUAA